GUGGAUCAUGGAGGAGAGUCCAGGAUUACAGCAGGACUACACAAAUAUUUCUGUGAUCUCACAAUGGAUCCAGACACAGCAAACACUAAGCUCAUUCUGUCUGAGGAGAACAGAAAGGUAACAUUUGUGGAUGAGGAUCAGCCGUACCCAGAUCAUCCAGAAAGAUUUAAUAAGCGUCCUCAUGUCCUGUGUAGGGAGCUUCUGUCUGGACGCUGUUAUUGGGAGUCUGAAUGGAGUGGACAGGCUGAUAUAUCAGUGACAUAUAAAGGAAUCUGCAGGAAAGGAAAGGGUGCUGAAUGUGUGUUUGGAUUCAAUGAUAUCUCCUGGUGUCUGAUCUGCUCUGAUGAGCCAUUUGCUCUCUGGAGCGAUUAUCGUCACAUUGACACACGUGUCACUUCAGGCUCCUGUAGGAAAGUCAGUGUGUAUGUGGACGUUUCGGCUGGCACUCUGUCCUUCUACAGCAUCUCUGACACACACACACUAACACACAUAUACACAUUCAACACUACAUUCACUGAAACUCUCUAUGUUGGAUUUGGAUUCAUGAUUCAUGAUUCGAACUCCACACUGACUCUGUGUCGGA
Messenger RNA from Sinocyclocheilus rhinocerous, 583 nucleotides. Its product is annotated as stonustoxin subunit beta-like. The annotation marks the transcript as partial. Gene Ontology annotation, molecular function: protein binding. The record is from RefSeq and is a predicted model, not a curated record. The transcript is spliced from 2 exons. Lineage: Eukaryota; Metazoa; Chordata; Actinopteri; Cypriniformes; Cyprinidae.